CCUCAGUCUGACAGCGGAAGUGAGUCAUGCAGACAAUCACGAUUUCGGACCUCAUACGCGGAGUGGGCGUACAAAACUCAACUUUGAGAGAAAAACACAUUUGAAUACUACAUUUGGGUAAAAAUUUGUUACCCACACUAAAAAUAACGUUAUAUUGUCAAUAAGAUCGGUGUCAACAAACAAAAACGAGACGACAACAAAAGAACAUCGCCAUCAAACGAUAAAGAAAAUCAUUACGGACUAUGGAUAAUCUAACUCGUGCUAACAGUGUUUUCGCCCUGGAUCUCUAUCGGGCUUUGAGCUCGUGCAGUGCCGAUGGAAACAUGUUCUUCUCUCCACUAAGCAUCAGUGCUGCUCUCAGUAUGGUUCACUUAGGAUCCCGAGGAGACACAGCCAAAGAAAUAGAGAAGGUUUUGUCCUUCACUUCUGUCCCUGAUGUUCACUCCCAUUUCGAGUCCCUCACCUCAGCUAUCAAUAAUCCAUCAGCUUCAUACAUACUUAGAUUGGCCAACCGCAUUUAUGGAGAGAAAACCUUCAGCUUCCUACCUGAGUAUUUGGACUCCACCCUGAAGCUGUACCAUGCGGAACUUCAACCAAUGGACUUCAUUGGAGCAUCUGAGCAGUCUAGACAGAUCAUUAACAAAUGGGUGGAGGAGCAGACAGAGAAUAAAAUCAAAGAUCUUCUCAAGCCUGGUAUGGUAACAGGAAUGACCCGACUGGCUUUGGUUAAUGCCAUCUACUUUAAAGGGAACUGGUUGCACAAAUUUAAUCCCCAAAAGACUACAGAAAUGCCAUUUAAAAUAAAUAAGAAUCUGCGCAAGCCUGUAGAAAUGAUGUACCAGGAGAAAGAGUUUCCCUUUAGAGACAUACCUGAAGAAAAUCUGCAUGUUCUGGAGCUACCAUAUGUGCAAAGUGAACUCAGUAUGUUGGUGCUUCUUCCUGAGGAAAGUCAGGAUGGCUCAGACCCUCUUCUGAAGCUGGAGAGCGAGUUGACCAUUGACAAGCUGCUUGAUUGGACCAAAAGAGACAAAAUGAUAAGUUGGAUGGAUAUCACUGUCGGUUUGCCAAAGUUCAAGCUGGAGAUUGAGAGCUCCCUGGAAGAAAUACUGGCAGGGAUGGGUAUGAGCUCUGUGUUUCAGGGGGCGAAGGCUGAUCUAACAGGCAUGAGCAGUCAGGGUGGCCUGUUUCUUUCUUCUGUGACCCACAAGGCCUUUGUUGAAGUCAAUGAGGAAGGCACUGAAGCAGCAGCCGCAACUGUAGGAAUAAUGCUUUGCUGUCUUGUUGAACCAAAAAGUUUUAUAGCAGAUCACCCUUUCCUGUUCUUCAUCAGACAUAACCCCACUAAUAGCAUUCUCUUCCUUGGCAGAUUCAGAGGCCCAUCUUAGAUAUGGGAUUCGUUUAUGAUAUAGACAUAUUAUGGAUAACUCACUUAUAUUGCUUAUGCAAGCUUUUUCAAAGUAUGCCUUACCAAAGUCCUAUCAGCCUUACUAAGUAUGAGCAAGGAAUCACGCUAAUGCCUUUAACCACAUACUUGCGUCAUUCAUACUUAAUUUGAUGGUAAAUGUUAUUUUCCAUUAAAAAUUGUCACUUGGCAAUGCAUUUUGUAUGUACAUUAACUCAUGUACAUGUGAAUUAUCUUUAGGUUGGUCAUACCAAUAAACCACUUGUAAUGCAAUUAUUUGCUUUACCUUUGGGAUGUAUAUGCUCUAUUUAAUUAUUUUAAAGUCCCUAGACAGUUUUUAUUACACUUUUAUCAAUUGUCAAAAUGCCUUAAACUCAUUGUCAUCUGAGACUUAACAAUAACCUCUUACAGGCAUAUAUGCAUAUCUCACAGUACUUUGAUGUCAUAUGCCGAUCAAUCACAGCGCCACAAAAAAACACGCCUUCUGUCAUUUUAUCAUACAAUAGGCUAUCCAUUCAAAUUUGUUAAUGGGUUUCAUUUGUAAUGUAUUUAUGUAAAAAUAAAGUGACCCAAUAAAUAAACAGUUGUCUGUC
Molecule: messenger RNA, 1995 nt
Organism: Paramisgurnus dabryanus
Lineage: Eukaryota; Metazoa; Chordata; Actinopteri; Cypriniformes; Cobitidae
Product: leukocyte elastase inhibitor-like
Biological process (GO): negative regulation of endopeptidase activity
Molecular function (GO): serine-type endopeptidase inhibitor activity
Source: RefSeq, a predicted model, not a curated record